Messenger RNA from Meloidogyne enterolobii, 384 nucleotides. The record is from the annotation of a GenBank genome assembly. Lineage: Eukaryota; Metazoa; Nematoda; Chromadorea; Rhabditida; Meloidogynidae.
UAUUUCGUACCGCGGUACGGGUUUUUCAAUUUUUUUUCGUUUUUAUGUGUUUAUAUGUGUUUUUUAUCCCCCUUGAUGCGCGCGCGGCGUAAAAUUUUAAAAAUAAACUUAAUUUUGAUUAAAAAAGUUAAUCCCCUCAAAUUCCAGCAUGCUCAUCCUGGCCUGCUGAUGUUGGUGGUGGUGUGUGUUCUUCAUGCACUUCUGGAUGGUGGUCUUCAACAUGCUCUUCUGGAUGGUGGCCUUCAACAUGCUCUUCAACCAGUGGUGGCGGUCCAACUUCAAUGGAUGUUUGGAGACGGCUGCUGACUCAACACAAUGGACGUCAACAUGGAUGGGCUGGUCAAUAUGCUUUAUGGUGGAAGGCGGUGUGGUCGUUUUUUAAUA